CUGCCCCGCCCACUCAUAGUGCGUCCCGGGUUGCAGCACCGUUAGGAGCAGAACCGGCAUCAGCACAGAGAGACUGAUAGAGAGCCGAGCACAGUAGCGACACUCCACACCCGCCCGGAGAACAGCAUGGCGGACCGGGAGCAGCUGCUCCAGAGAGCCCGUUUGGCGGAGCAGGCGGAGAGGUACGAGGAUAUGGCUGCAGCUAUGAGAGCGGUCACAGAAUUCAACGAGCCAUUGUCUAACGAAGACCGAAACCUGCUGUCCGUAGCAUACAAAAAUGUAGUGGGUGCUCGAAGGUCCUCAUGGCGAGUCAUCAGUAGUAUUGAGCAGAAGACACUGGCUGAUGGUAAUGAGAAGAAGCUGGAGAAGGUGAAAGCCUACAGAGAAAAGAUCGAAGCUGAACUGGAGGCUGUAUGUAAUGAAGUCCUGUCUCUGCUUGACAAGUACCUCAUCAAGAAUUGCAAUGACUUCCAGUAUGAAAGCAAAGUUUUCUACCUGAAGAUGAAGGGAGAUUAUUACCGCUACCUGUCAGAAGUAGGCUCUGGGGAUAGGAAGCGAAGUGUAACGGAGGCCUCUGAAGCUUCGUAUAAGGAGGCCUUUGAAAUUAGCAAAGAGCACAUGCAGCCUACUCACCCUAUUCGUCUAGGCCUGGCCCUCAACUUCUCAGUCUUUUAUUAUGAGAUACAGGGUAGCCCCGAACAAGCUUGCCUCCUCGCCAAGCAGGCCUUUGAUGAUGCCAUCGCUGAGCUGGACACGCUUAACGAGGAUUCCUACAAGGACUCCACCCUCAUCAUGCAGCUCCUGCGUGACAACCUGACCCUCUGGACAAGUGACCAGCCAGACGAAGAGACCGGCGAAGGCAACAAUUAAAGAGGGUGUUGCGUCUUGCUACAGCCCAUUACUUACCCUCUCCCCUUCACCACAUGCUUCCCCCACCCCCAUCGCUGCCCCUGACAUUACCCAGUGCUUAUCAUAUCCGUAUCAUUGGCACAACUGCUCAUACUGCUGCGUGCCCGGGGAGAUGGGCUCUCGUGGCGGGGCUCUCUUGGGCAUUGCUGGAUUGCGUUGGCACAUCAGCCGUUUCUCGGGUUGCCCUCGCGUUGUUCAGGGGAUAAGGGAGGCUGCAGUUUCAGAGAGGCGCCCGCACUCUCCUAGCCGAUAGGGCACUCACGGGCUGGAAAGAUGCAAAGUGGUCCCGUUUUUAUUUUGUAAAGAAACUGUUUUUAGUUUCCAUUUGUGCAGCAGUCCCUUUGCAUGUAAAUGACUCCCCGUUCCCUUUCUUCCCACAGAGAAGGCACCACACAGCUCCAGCUGUGAAUGGCUGCAGUUCCCCUAGUGGGAAAUGGGGGUCCACCUGUUUUUGUUAGCUAACGAUAGACGUUUUUAAAUGUGAGCUUUGUGAAGUUUCUAUUUGCCCUUUUAACUUAUGGUGUGAUCAUUCUACACCCCUCCUGAGUUUGAAUGCCCUAAAAGUACUUGUGUUUUUGGGUUUGGUUUGGUUUUUUGUUUGUUUUUUAUUUUCUAAUCACUUCAUUAUUCUGGUAAAGGGCCUCAUUAUUUGGUUGUAAACUUUGUGCAGGACAGUCCUUUUCAGGACUGGCUGCAUCUGCACAAGUGUGUAUUAGCCUGUUCAUGAUGGAUGCCAAUAAAAUGCCAGACACCCAAUAUAAAUGUUUUGAAAAUGCGUGGAUGAAAUAAAUGCUGCUUUGAGGAUAUUA
Messenger RNA from Nanorana parkeri, 1718 nucleotides. RefSeq names its product tyrosine 3-monooxygenase/tryptophan 5-monooxygenase activation protein eta (gene YWHAH). The record is from RefSeq and is a predicted model, not a curated record. The transcript has 2 exons. Gene Ontology annotation, biological process: signal transduction. The coding region runs from base 127 to 870 and encodes 247 amino acids. Gene Ontology annotation, cellular component: cytoplasm. Lineage: Eukaryota; Metazoa; Chordata; Amphibia; Anura; Dicroglossidae.